CGGUUCGAGUCAAAAUCGGUUUUCAUCGGGAUGGCUUUUGUGCUAACGUAUUUUUUCGCUUCGCCCAUGAAAAAUUUUUGCUUAAGAACGCGCUUUUGAAAAGUAUUUUUCUUUAGUUACUUCUACACUUUGAGCGUUCAAUUGUGGAUUGAUUGAAUUAGUGCAGACUUUAGUACGCCAGGUAAUAAAAAUUUCGCAUCUAAAAGGUGUCAAUCAGAUUUUCAACGGUUGCCGAAAAUAAUGGAUGUGUCCGUCGUAGGAAUGGAUCCUUUGGACGAAAUUGAGCAAAAUGUAAUUCAACAGGCGCAUGAAAUAACAACAAACUCUGUUCGAAGGAUUCGGGAGCUUUGGACGGAGAUUUUCGAUGAACACAUCUGCCAGGACCACAUGAGUCGUCUUCCGGAGCAUAUUCAGACAUUUUUCGAAGAGGUUUACGAGGAAAGUGAGGGCCGGAAGCGAAAAAUUGUAGAAGCUAUCGAGGCGCUGCGACAUGAAGCCUGCAAUCUCAAACGGCUGCUGCAGGAAGAUCCGGGAGAUCUGGAGCCUCUACCGGGGACGCCUUUGCACAUGAUCCAGAUCAGUUUGGAUCGGAGCCUGGAGUUUAUGCGGGAAAAGUUGAAACUACGCCACGAUCAAAUCGACGAGUAUCUGUUCGAGCAGGAAACACUAUGUGAAGAGCUAGGCGAAAUCCCAAGAGAAUUAAAGAAAGACCCCCUCCCGUCAGAAGCUGACAUAUGCGAAUUCCGAUCCUAUUUGGAUAAUCUUCGUGCGGAGAAGCUGCAACGGUUUGAUGACAUAUCAGCAAUGCGUCGUGAAAUUAAAAUAAUGAUGAACCUACUGGAGAUAGUACCUCAAUCGGACCGGCAAGAGGAGCUGAUCAAUGCGCGUAAUUUUCCGCCAACGAGAUACAACCUUACCGAGCUACGCCAUUUGCAUGAAAUGGUUCGUUCACAAUCGGAAGAUUUAAAGGAAAAUAUCGAUCGAAUCCGGGACAAGCUACAAACUUUGUGGACCUAUCUCGCCAUAAGUCCAUCAAUCGUGAAACGAUUUCAGAAGUAUGACGAUUACACACAGACCACCUACGACAAGCUGUUUGCCGAGCUGGACCGGUGCGAGACACUUCGACGGGAAAAUAUCCAGGCGUUUGUUGAUCGAACCCGGGUUGAAAUCGUACAAUGGUGGGAUAAAUGUCUCAAAUCAGAGGAAGAGCGCUCACGUUUUUCCACAUUCAAAAGCGAUGUAUACAACGAAGAUUUACUAACAUUGCACGAAAUGGAAUUGAGCGAUUUGAAAGAGUUCUAUCGGAAUAAUGAAAUUAUCUUCCAGUUGGUCGAACAACGCAAAGAAAUGUGGGAAAAAAUGAUAUCAUUGGAGCAAAAGUCCAACGAUCCCUCCAGAUACAAUAACCGCGGAGGUAAGCUGCUCGAAGAGGAAAAGGAACGCAAGCGGAUCAAUGUUCAGCUACCGAAAAUCGAGAACAAACUAUUGGAAGCUUGCAAGCGAUAUGAGCUCGAGAAUAAACGUAAAUUCACGGUAUUCGGUGAAUACAUCGAGGAAGUGGUUCGCGAACAGUGGAAGAGGCGCGAGGAAGGAAAGCUGCAUUCCAGCGCUCGGAAAAAGGCAAAUAUGGCCACUCCCACCGCCAAUAAUCGAACGGCUAUGGCGCGAACCCCGAAAACGGCCGAGACCUUGAUCAAGCACACCAGCAUCAGCAGUCGGACGAGACAUGCUGCUGGGAUGACCGCUGAAAUGUCGCUUAAAAGUUCCGCCAGCAAGUUACUUUCGGCAUCGAAACUAUCAUCGGCAGGGAUCAAACGAAAACUACCCUCGCCGAAAACCGGCGCCGUCAAACGGUCUCUUCUUAAGGAUUUAAACAGCCCGAGAACGUUUCUAAAGCCCGGAAUGCCGUUGUCGACUGGUAAAAAUCGAUUAGCACAGAAAUCCCCCGGAAAAAUUCCAACCAUCAAAGUAUACGAUACCAAGGGUGGAUCAUCGGCUGCUCAAAAAAGGCGAUCUCGGCGAAAAUCUCAAAACAAAUCACGUCGCAGUGCAAACAAAAUCCGUCCUGAAAUAGUUAUAUCAUCCAGCACAAAUACCACACUGCAGUCGGAAUCGGUUUCGUACGAGAAUUUCGAGAACUUUUUCGAGAGCAACACACCGAACCGGUCCUCCCUGAUGCCAGGUCGCGGCGAACUGGGGGCAGCAAUUGCUGCAACUCGCGCCAACACCCGCCGUCAGUACCGUAACCACGGCAUCUCGCAGCUAAAUGCCACCGGUAACCCGCUCAGCACUCCGUCCAAGAUCACCUUCCGGAAUCCGACGGCUUCGUCUACGAUGUUGGCCACCACGCUGCGAUCUCCGAGCAACACCACGGCCAGCGGCAAGAAGAUUAUGUCCACCGCGAAAAAUUGUCCAAUAAUUUUCUAAGCUAGAAAUGUUGAUUGCAAAUCAGUUCAAUCGUCUGGCACCCUCCGUUCUAUGAACAUUCGAUAGGGUUGGCAAUAUGUUAAAUGUUAUAUUGUUCUAAUGAUUUAUACCCAGCUAGCAGUACAACACCCGAAACGAUUAGUAGUCGAUAAGUUAUUUAAGCCCUUUUUCUCGUAUUCCGUUUUCUUUUUUCUUGUAUUAUACACAUAAUUUUAACUAUACUGAAUAGAAAGAGAAACAUAUUUUUAGUUAAUUUUUAACAUGCUUGUGAUUGAAAUAAUUUUACGACUUUUUUUAUUUCGAACAUUUGAAUAUGGAAUUGCGUAAAGUCCUCGAAAAAAAAUUAAGGUAAAUUUUCCUCAAGCAUUAAUUUGAGUCAUUUGAAACAGAAAGGAUCGUAGAUCCAUUCUUCUGUAUAAAGCUUAUCAGAACUGUAAAACAACAGUCUAUCAAUAAAUUCAGAGUUUGGAAACAGAA
This is a messenger RNA of Armigeres subalbatus, 2904 nucleotides long. Its product is annotated as protein regulator of cytokinesis 1-like. Gene Ontology annotation, molecular function: microtubule binding. The record is from RefSeq and is a predicted model, not a curated record. Gene Ontology annotation, cellular component: cytoplasm; spindle; mitotic spindle midzone. The transcript is spliced from 5 exons. Gene Ontology annotation, biological process: mitotic spindle midzone assembly; microtubule cytoskeleton organization. The coding region runs from base 241 to 2427 and encodes 728 amino acids. NCBI's taxonomy places the organism in Eukaryota, Metazoa, Arthropoda, Insecta, Diptera, Culicidae.